Oncorhynchus gorbuscha (pink salmon) is the source of this 1855-nucleotide messenger RNA. Its product is annotated as dysbindin domain-containing protein 1-like. The transcript has 4 exons. Bases 266 to 748 code for a protein of 160 amino acids. The record is from RefSeq and is a predicted model, not a curated record. Gene Ontology annotation, cellular component: cytoplasm. Gene Ontology annotation, biological process: negative regulation of protein kinase activity. Lineage: Eukaryota; Metazoa; Chordata; Actinopteri; Salmoniformes; Salmonidae.
CAGGGCAGCAGAGCGGUGAACUCAGCGUGUUCUCACAUCUGUAUUGGGCAGGCUGGUGAGUGUGUGAGAGAGCACUGAGCAGGGAUAAGCACCAGACAGUGAGGAAGAGAACGAUAGAGGAGUACAAAAAAGGAGUGCAGCUGGAGUCGGAUGCUGUGGUGAACGAGAGCUGGCAUACCUCUCUCUCUCCCUCCAUCUCACUCAGUCUGUCUCCCCCACUCCCAUGCUGUUGUGAUAGACAGCACGGCACUCUCGGCUCGGCUGCAUGGAGGCACAGGGAGGGGCAGGGAGCCCAGAGCCCAAUAAAGACAUCCAGAAGUUGCUGAAGCCCUCCAGCUCAGGAGACCUUUCCAAGGAGUUGUACCAUCACCCAGUGGGGGAAGAGGAGGGAGGGCUCCCAGGACACACCGCUGGCCUGCUGCACGUCACCGAGAGGAGACGUGAGUACCGGGAGCCUCUGAGCAGCGUGUCCUCCCUGGAGGUGCACUUUGACCUCCUGGACCUGACAGAGCUAACCGACAUGUCUGACCAGGAGCUGGCUGAGGUGUUCGCUGACUCUGAUGAGGAGAACCACAACGAGUCCCCAGCAGGCCACCACCAGCCACACUUGCCCAGAGGAGGUUACAUGCGCUCCCCAUCGUGGACCCGUUGCAGCAAGGCUGAGCACCCCAGGGAGAGGAAGCACCACAGCGACUCCGACACCACCGCAGGGCCCUUAAUGAAGCUGGAGAGGCCUAAGCAGCCCUGAGAGCCUGUGGGUCUCGGAAAGAGAGAGGCCCAGAGCGGACACACCGGGAACGGACACCGAGACCACACCAACUGCCCCAACCCCUGGUCCGGGCACUGAGACAACCAUGGUGCUGAAGACACUACAGACAGACUGAGCUCUCGACGCUGUGCACUGUAUUAUAAACUUAACAUGAAACGAUGUCUGUGAGUGAAAUACACACAGACACACACACACAUGCAAACACACACAAAAUGACACACGGAUAUCUGCAAAACCACACACACGUACACACAUGCUAUUUAUUGUGUUUUCCAUGCAGGGGUUCCACUGGCACAAACACUGGAGGUCCAGUGUGAUUUUUGAGACUUUGUUUGGGGUGAACAACAGGGUAUAAGUCUGUCCCAGUGUGGGGAGAAUGCUUGGCUAAAAGCCUCCCUAUCCCUGCAGCAUCUUAGGGGUGGGAGAGUGGGCUUGGAGGGGUGGGACGGACCCUGAAAUCUGUGACAACCUCGGCUACAAAAUAACAUGUGGCGAAGUUAACGAGAAUACCCACUCCAGUCAAAUAAAUGACUGGAAUAUGGAUGUCAUUAUGCGAUAAUACAGCAGGCAAUCUGGAAGUCUUCUUUGUAAUUAGAAUAAGAGUCCAACCUGAAUCUAUUGCACAAUGUUCUUCCUAAAAGUGCCAGGGCCAUCUGCUCUCUGAAUUACUUUCUGCAGGCUUUCUGUAGGUUGUAACUAACAGGAGGCAAUGAGCAGUGUUUCAGUGGGGCCACUCUCCAUCGCUCUCUGAAUGACUUUCUGUAGGUUGUAACUAACAGGAGGCAAUGAGCAGUGUUUCAGUGGGGCCACUCUCCAUCGCUCUCUGAAUGACUUUCUGUAGGUUGUAACUAACAGGAGGCAAUGGGCAGUGUUUCAGUGGGGCCACUCUCCAAUCGCUCUCUGAAUGACUUUCUGUAGGUUGUAACUAACAGGAGGCAAUGAGCAGUGUUUCAGUGGGGCCACUCUCCAUCGCUCUCUGAAUGACUUUCUGUAGGUUGUAACUAACAGGAGGCAAUGAGUAGUGUUUCAGUGGGGCCACUCUCCAUCGCUCUCUGAAUGACUUUCUGUAGGUUGUAACUAACAGGA